AUGACUCAAACAAACGAGGAUAAUCGGGGCGCAGCAUUUCUAGCUAGCCCGCGCAUUGAAGAUCCAGAACCAGGGAGCGAGAAUGUCUUGCAAGAAAGUGCAUUGGAUCCCACGACAUGGAGCGAGAGAAAGAAAAUGUUCGUGGUCUUCGUGGGCCUUCUUACCCUGUUCAACAGCGUUUUCGAUUCAACUAUACCAAGUGGUGGCAUUCGUGUCAUAUGUGCUUUCUUCAACGUUGAAAGCGAAACACAGCAGGUUCUCCCGACGUCGGUAUACCUGAUUGGGUACGUUACGGGACCUCUAGUCUUCGGACCCAUGAGCGAAGUCUACGGCCGACGAUUGGUGAUGAUGGGAACUUUCAUCGUAUUUACAUUAUUCACACUGGCAACCGCGCUGUCGCCAAACUGGGUUUCAUUUUUAAUUUUUAGGACCAUCGUCGGAAUUUGUGCAUCUUGUCCCAUCGCAGUGACUGGGGGCUUGUUUUCUGAUGUCUACCGCAGCCCUCUCGCGAGGGGAAGAAUGAUGGCACUUUCAAUGGCAGUGACGACUGCAGGUCCUCAAUUUGCCCCGAUGAUCUCGGGAUUCCUGGCACAGGCUGGCUGGAGGUGGGUUUUCUGGGUCUCGCUGAUUCUUGCGGCCGUUACACUCGGACCGGUUCUUUAUCUGCCAGAAACAUUCGCGCCAGUUCUCAAACAAGCCGAUCGUCCGAAAAGUCGAGACGAGGGGAUUUUGGUCAAGGCUUUUACUCGGCCUGUUUAUAUGAUCUUUUGCGAACCGAUCAUAUCUUUGACGUGCCUGUAUCUUUCAUAUGCAAGUGCGAUCUUCUUCAUGUAUUUUGAGGCAUAUCCCCUUAUAUUCCAGGGAAUUUACGGGAUGAGCAACGGAAUAGCUGGUCUUGCAUUUCUCCCUAUUGCCGUUGGGGCUGCGAUCGGAAUGGGAAUCUUCCUAUGGUACGAUGCAUUCCUUCAUCGCGCAAAAUCUCAAAAGUUAGAUUGGGCUUUCAUGGAAGAAUAUCAACGGCUACCACUUGCAUGUCUGGGAGGACCCUUGUAUGUAUUGGCUUUAUUCUGGCUUGGCUGGACUGCCUCUGCCGAGAUCCAUUGGAUAAUACCAAUGCUGGCCGGGAUACCUUUUGGCAUGGGCUUCUUCCUGAUAUUCGUGGCGUUGAUUAAUUAUUUGAUCGACGCUUAUCAUCAAUACGCCGCGAGCGCUAUGGCAGCUGCUAGCACGUGUCGCUCUAUAUUUGGCGCUGUCUUGCCCCUAGCAGCCAGUCCCAUGUUCCAUAGCCUUGGAAUUAACUGGGGGACGAGUUUACUGGGAUUUUUGAGUCUGCUUAUGACGUUCAUCCCGUUUGUGUUUAUUCGGUACGGCGAAAGGAUUCGGAGAAGAAGCAAUUUUCGGCAGGAGCUUGAGAAGGAAUGA
Messenger RNA from Penicillium manginii, 1422 nucleotides. Its product is annotated as MFS transporter. Gene Ontology annotation, molecular function: transmembrane transporter activity. The coding region runs from base 1 to 1422 and encodes 473 amino acids. Lineage: Eukaryota; Fungi; Ascomycota; Eurotiomycetes; Eurotiales; Aspergillaceae. The transcript has 3 exons. Gene Ontology annotation, biological process: transmembrane transport. The record is from RefSeq and is a predicted model, not a curated record.